Fusarium redolens is the source of this 2212-nucleotide messenger RNA. RefSeq lists its product as uncharacterized. The coding region runs from base 74 to 1825 and encodes 583 amino acids. Gene Ontology annotation, molecular function: DNA-binding transcription factor activity, RNA polymerase II-specific; DNA binding; zinc ion binding. The record is from RefSeq and is a predicted model, not a curated record. Gene Ontology annotation, biological process: regulation of DNA-templated transcription; DNA-templated transcription. Lineage: Eukaryota; Fungi; Ascomycota; Sordariomycetes; Hypocreales; Nectriaceae. The transcript has 3 exons.
GUUUAACUCCGCAGUCUGUAUUUCUCCGCCUCGUCAACCCCAGAAAGUUGUCCCGACUGAUCGGUUACCUAUCAUGGCAGCGACAGACGCAGACCCCAGUACAUCAUUGCUGUCAACUGACAAUGAAGCCGAUGAGUCUAUCACAGUUGGCCGAGAAAAGGCGAGGCAGUUGAGUACCAGGGCAUGUGAUGCUUGUCGCGCUCGGCGGAGGAAGUGCGUGUUUCCGAGAGAUGGUGCAGGAACAGCGUCGCAUUGCGUGGGAUGCUCGAGACUGCAUAUUCAGUGUAGCUUUGAUAUACCUACGAGGCCUAGAGGCCCGAAGAGAAGAAGGACUCAGCUACCAGCAGUUAUUUCUCCAGAAUUACACGUCGAGAGCCCGACCCAUUACGAAGAAGAAGAAACACUCCAUACAGAAGUCCCGACACCUCUCGGCAAUUCUCAUCUAAGUCUGGCAUUCGGAUCAUCACCAAAUACACCAUCACCAUGCCGCCCACCGAUCCAUGGUCCCGUCGCGCAUCUCAGCCAGCCUCAAAAUGUCGAAUACUUCGAUCAUCAGUUCCAAACCGAUGAGAUCUGUCCUCGGAGUUUGUUCAUGACUAUCAUGGCGGAUUACAUCGAUCAUAUUUACCCGCUUGUUCCUGUCGUACAUCUCCCAACCUUCCGUAACGACUUAGCAUCGAAUAAGGAUAUCACCGACCUCGAUACUCUGCUACUCUUGGUUUCAAUCGCCGCUUUGACGGUGGGCUUGCUACCAUCAAAGUUUGACAGUUAUCACGCCCUGGCCGCCCGCUUCGGUACUCGGACGGCCAUGAUCAGCCGCUGUUCUCAGAUGUGCAUUCGUCUUCGCCCUGCAGAUUACUGGGAUCAUAUCAGCCAUCGAAAGUGGGCUAUGACUUAUUGUCUGUCGAUAGGCGUAUUUCAGGUUGGACAGAUCAAUCAGAGUCGCAUGUUUGAAGCAGAGUCAAUGCAGCUUGCACGAUUGCUAGGUAUGCAUCUCGUUUCUGAGUACGAGGGCUUGAACCCCAUUGAGACUCAACUACGGAAGAAGUCAUUCUGGUUACAGCUCUACACUUUCGCACAUUCCAAGAUACAGCCCGGUAGAUGUAAUUACUUGACAUAUCUUGACAACUAUACCCUUCGUGACGUCAACUUUGCUGCAUUGGAACCUUUGAACAUAGUCGAUGAAAACAUCACAGAAACUGGCAUCGUUGGCCAACUCCCCUCAACACCAUCCGUUGGGCUGCCAAACAACACCGACUCCGCUGAUGAUGCCCCAUUUCACUCCACCACCGUGUUUAUCAUGGCCUCUCGCGCAUUUCUUUUGGGGAUGAGAGAGUCAAUGUUCAAUGAUGGCUGCAACUGCGGUUUUGGUAGAUCCCCAGAGGAACGUCUAUCGAAGCUAAGAGACCUUCUUGAUCAACUGAGGUAUAUACUAGAUGGUCUGCCAACGCAUAUGCGCCAAUGGGGACCGGGUGAUAACUACCAGUCUUUCGACCGCAAUGAGAACCGCCAAGGUGCUUUUACCGAAUCUCAUAUCGAGCAUUUGCAGAACGAGAGCACCAGAGCCAACUUGCACGUCAGUCACUUGUGGCUUCAGAACUUUCUCCUAGACAAGAUGGAUGUCGCCUUACAAGAGAUGAAAGAUAGAGAGGGAGAUGACGCGUAUAUCACAACUCAACUUAAGCAAAACUGGAGAGACCGUGAAGACGUAGCCCGCCAACUACUUCACAUCCUCCACAGCAUCCCCCAUGCGUACUUAGAGCCCAACGGUCUAUAUCUCGUAAGUCUCAUCUCACCUUCUCGUCAUGAUGUUUCCAAACACUGAUACUUUGUGCUAGAUCUACAAAGUGCGUAGCAUUGCUAGUUCUCUGCUGAACUGUCCAUUUGAGACGGAUAGGCAGCUUUCCCGGCGGGUUUCGGAGUACAUACAGGAGUUUACAAAAGUGCUGUCAUAUCUCGAUCGGAGCGAGAUUGUGAACACCGACGGCCUUAGGAGUUGGAUUGACGAGGGCCAGCAUACGAAUCAUGACAGCUAGGACAGGGUGAUCCUCUUCGGAUGAUUUGUAAAACAAUCUCUCGCGAUUUGAUACAGAUGCCACACAAAGGGUGCGUGCGUUGUGAUCGUUGUUUUAGGUCGUAAUAAGCGCGGCCAUCCCGUAAGAGAACUUUUGACCUUAAACCCAAGGUACUAAAAUUUCAUAGUCUAAAGGCC